AGAUUCACCUAGAGAGGAUCAACGAAAAUGGUUUGGCACAAAAUUUAUUGAAGAGUAUGUAACUGAAAGCAAAGAUGUUGACACGCUGGUGCAGCAGGUGGAACAGCUUGGACAGAGAAACACGACCCAACAGUACAUGUGCCGCGUGGAAGGGUGUAAUCAGAAAUAUGUUUUCCACUCAAUAAGAGUAAAGUAAGUGUAUGUAUGUCGAAGAAUCAAAGUUCCCAACUAUAUCUUAUAAAUUAAGGAACACUGUUGUUCCUAUAUCCCUUUCUCAUUUUUUUUCAGUGUUAAUUUACUCUGUUACUAGUGUGCCUUGCUUUCAUACUUUUCCAGUGCCACAAAAUGCUAUAGUACCUUAAGUCGUUACUCACUAAUGAGUACAUAAGUAAGAUAUUCGGAAAUGAAAACUAUAUAUUUUCUACUAUAAAUUAUAUACUUUCUGUGACCUAAUUGACCUCAUCACCACACAAAAUUUGCUAUUUCUAAUCAUUUUUGCCAUAUUUUUUUGUUACAGACAUGAGGUUACAUGUCAUAAUGUCAUUUUCUCAAAAUAUGAAGCAAGUGAUGGUGAAAGAGAUGACUUUGGUUUUUACCAUUGUAGAUCCUCAUGUGGUUUUGUAUUCUCGAGCAAAACAACAAGGAACAGGUGUUGUUAAUAAUUUAUAACAUUCACAUAUAAGUCAGACCACUGAGGUUAUUUGUUUAAAGGGGCCCUACAGUCAUUUUUUAGUCAAAAAGCCACCUGAAGUAAUUGUUUACAUUUUUUUGUUAUUGUUGCAACUUGACAUGCGCAAUACAGCAUGUAUGCGUUUUCCAUUGUGCGGAAGUACUCAUACUCAUGGAUACUGCAUGUAAGAUACAACCAAACGAAUCUCUGUGGAGUCCCCUACUUAAGGUGGCUUUUCAACUAAAAAAUGACUGUAGGGCCCAUUUAAAGUACAUUAUUAUGUACAAUAUUUUAAAAAUUGAUAACAUAUAUAAUAUAUUACAUAAUCUGUGUUAUAGGCAUGAAACUAAUAACCAUGGCCAGACCUACACAGAUGAUCAAGUCCUGAAACCACAUCAAAUGACUAAUCAAGAAGGAUGUGAAGAUCAUACAUACAACUACCAUAGGUCUAAGCUUACAUUUGGGCUUAUCUUGUUUGACUAUCAUGAUGCAAUUAAAGAAGGUGAUGGGGAGAGACUUUUUGAGAUCUAUAAG
Molecule: messenger RNA, 1204 nt
Organism: Paramuricea clavata
Lineage: Eukaryota; Metazoa; Cnidaria; Anthozoa; Malacalcyonacea; Plexauridae
Source: the annotation of a GenBank genome assembly